AUGAAUUUCAUGGCUUUCGGCCUUGACCGGGAAAAUCUCCUCGCCGUGGACCAAAUCGGCAGGAGCUUCUUGUACAACCACGACUCGCGCUUGCUCCGCACUGGGAUGCCCAAGAUGCGCGGGCCCAUUAGCGACCCCAUCUCCGUUGCCGUGGGCGACAGCCUAUACGUCAUGAGCGGCAACCCUGGCCAGCUGCCCGGCCAGGGCUGCUUCCAGGCUCUCCUCCACACCCGCCUGCCUGGUAGCCGCGCCGAAGACUGGUGCUGGUAUUCCCUCCAGCCACCGCCUCUCUUUGCCGACGACGACAACGGGGUGGAUCGAUCCAGCCGCUUUGAAAUCGGUGCCUACGCCGUGGUUGACGAUUCACAGAUCUGGAUAUCCACGUCUGGCGCCGGCACAUACUCGUAUGACAUCGCGAGCGGCGCGUGGAGCAAACUAGGCAACUGGGCACUGCCGUUCCGAGGUCGCGCCGAGUACAUCCCUGAGCACAACCUCUGGCUUGGCUUCACGCCCGACGAUCUGCAGCUCUGCACAGCAGACCUCACUGCCUCGUGCGAGCUGAGGCCGCCCGUGCUGCACGACGUGUGGACGGACAUGAACAGGCCAGAAGAUUGGACCCUGACAGACGCCAGCAUUGUGCCGCUUGGCUCCGGUCAUGUCUGCGUUGUGAGGUUCUUUCUUAGCUGCCCAGAGGAGAGCAUUGAGGAUGUGUAUGGCGAUGCCCUUGAGAAAACAGAGACUUUUGCUGUUCUCGAGGGCGUCAAAUUGUUAAAGGCUGGGUGGGCUCAGCUCCGGAUGGUUAAGCACAAGUCGGAGCGUUACGUCUUCGGCCAUGACCUUGUCAUACCGCUGUGA
This is a messenger RNA of Triticum turgidum subsp. durum (durum wheat), 855 nucleotides long. The record is from the annotation of a GenBank genome assembly. NCBI's taxonomy places the organism in Eukaryota, Viridiplantae, Streptophyta, Magnoliopsida, Poales, Poaceae.